Megalobrama amblycephala (Wuchang bream) is the source of this 1971-nucleotide messenger RNA. Its product is annotated as mesenteric estrogen-dependent adipogenesis protein-like. The record is from RefSeq and is a predicted model, not a curated record. Bases 322 to 996 code for a protein of 224 amino acids. Lineage: Eukaryota; Metazoa; Chordata; Actinopteri; Cypriniformes; Xenocyprididae. The transcript is spliced from 4 exons.
ACCACUGAAGUGUAAACUGACCUAAAACACUAAUAGGAAAGAUGUUCUAAAUCACUAAAAUCUGCCAUGAUUUAAAACUGUUUGCUGUUUAAAAAGAGGACGCCUGGGUAUGGAGCACUUAACCCCUCUAUAUAACAGUAAUACAUGUGAUAAAACUCAAACUUCCCGUCAUAAUGAACUAUGAGUCAGUGACUCAAGUGCCUUUUAUGCCCAUAGAUUCAUAAACCAGCUCCACACCCACCAAACCAACCAAAGCGAAGGGCGAUUCAUGAGCUGGACGUUCACUUGGGUCUCUCCUCAAGAAGUUAAAAAAGAAAUAACAUGCAGAAAAACAUCAUUUCGCAGUUUGUUAUGGACGUUAUCGAGCUAGAGUCGUUUGUAAACAGCCCUCCUCAUGGAUUCACUGCCGAGCGUCGCGCGGGCUGCACACUCGUGAAGUGGGAUCAGGAGAAGAGCUGCGUGUUCAUCGAUGAAAUCCAGUCUAGCAAGGGAAAAGUGAUUUUCUGUAAUUCUCCAGGAAGGAAAAUCACAGUACGUACUUUAGGAGAGUGCACAGAUUUGAGACGACAGCUAACCUCAAAGACAAUAUACUUACUUGUGUCUGCAUGCAGCAAUACUAAGGUCGAAGAAAAGACAAAAAGAGAAGUUCCAGCUCUCGGAUAUUAUGUGGUGGCGAUCAAUGGCAGUCAUCCAAUGAUCAAAUGGGAGAUAGAGAGAGGUUUAGACCUGACUAUUUCAUCUGUUGCUGGAGAGAGCUAUACAGUUGAUGUUGAUGUUAGUGCUGCACUACAGGGAUGGGUUGGUGAGAACUUUCACAUCAUUGUUGAUGCAGAAAAGGUGAAACCCGUUUGGAAAGACACGCAUUUCACCAUCAAGUACCGUUCUGACGCCCUUUUUGACUUUCCCUACAGGUUUGGCUUCAGCAAACGACACUUCAAGGUUUGUUUUAAUAAUUCAGCAGGCCUCUCUGAUGGGUGUAUAGUGUUGAGAGUAUGACUGGAAAUUUGAUUUUGCAGAUCUCUUAUCAUGGGAGAUGAGGUCAACACCCAAAAUGUUGUUGUGAGAGCAAAUAUCUACUGAGAACUUCAGUCUGUGGAAUUGAAACCCACAGAUAAGGAGACUAUGAACUCAUUAAAGCGACUGUUUUACUGUAAAUAAAACUUUAUUUUGCUCAUGUUAGUAAUAAUACAUAAGAUCAUAAAGAAAUGGAGAUCACUGGAAUUUAAUCUUAAUUUUAAUUCUGUUGAAGCAGAAAGGUCAAUUUCAUAAAUCCUCACAAACUCAUGGUAGUUACAGUACUUUUUAAAAAUGGGUUACUUUAUGCAAAAGUGCCCAAACAGUAAGUACAUUCAUUGCUUUAAAUGGGUCAUAUCAGGAGGCAACAUCCUUUUAGGAUAAUUGUCUGGGUGAAAACAAUCUGGUUAAUUCUGCAACUUUCUGAUGUCACACAGAGUAAAACGUCGCAUUACCCUCUAAGUUCACACAUUUCUUGUGCUGUUUCUGGCUGUGUGUAGCACCAACUGCUCUGCACAUACUUCCAGAUUAUUGUUAGAGACUUGUGCAUAGGACCCUGAUAAUUUCAGUCUAAUCUUGACACAUUGAAGCAUUGAUUAUUUUAUAAUCCUGUUAUGUAAUGAAGACGUUGCAAAGAGGCUGUUAAUUAUGCUGAAAUAUAUUUCACACAACAGGAAAGCUGCAAUCCUGUGCAUGAGCAGAUUGUGCUAUUUAAAGACACAGUAACAGAAACUGACCAAUUCAGAGAGAGAGAGAGGUGUGAAAAUGGUCAUGAAAAACUAAACUAACCUUGUAAGUUGACCUCAGGGGGAAAAAACUAAACCAUUAUAUGACCCCUUUAAAACAUUUCAUCAAAUACCUUAUCCUGGGAUAGUACUAGUCAAAGUUUGUGUUGAUUUGUAAAUGUUUAUAAUAUGUAUAUAACAUUUUGCAAUUAAAUGCUUUUGUGACUAUCAA